AUGGAGCCCGGCGGCGGCGGGGACGCGCUCCCGAGGCUGCGGCGCCCGGGGCGGCGCGGGCCGGAGCCCCGGGACCCGCAGCAGCCGCAGCCGCCUGCCCGGGGCGGCGGGACGGCCGAAGAGUCUACAGCUGUAGAGAAGACGAUGAGGCCUCUUAACAGACUGAAUAUUCAUUCUGCAUUCUGGAUUUUGGCAUCAAUAGCUGUGACGUACUACUUUGAUUUUUUAAAAAAUAUCAAAGAAACUAUGCAAGCAGAUAGCUGGUGGCUUUCCUGUGGCACUUGUUUAUUGGCUGCAUGUUUAUGUGUUGCCUUUUACUGCAUACUGUAUCUUGAGUGGUACUGUGGAAUUCAGGACUAUGAUGAACAGUACCCUGCACUGAUUCCUAUCACAACAGCUACCUUCAUAGCAGCAGCAGUUUGUUUCAAUGUUGCCUUGUGGCCUGUCUGGUCAUUUUUGACACCUGUGUUGCUCUUCAUUCAGUUCAUGGGUAUUGUGAUGCUUGUGUCACUCCUGGGAUAAGCCCUUCAGCUUCAUGUGAAGGACUCAAGGAACUGUAAUCCUGCAAAGUGUAAAAUACUGUUAUCUGGAACCUGUGUUUGUACUUGUAAACCUACUUACAGGAGACAUUUCUUGAUCUCUGAAAUUUCUGCUGUUAUAUUUGUUACCAUAUAGGAAAUACUUUAUUAUCUAAUGUCUUGAAUUCAAAUCUGCUAGUGUUUAAAAAAAAGUAUGGAUGAGGGAAAGGGAAAGCUGGUUGACAUUUGGCAGUGUCAUCAAUUAAUUAAAUAAAUAAAUAAAUUCUACUAUAUGCUCAUACAGUUUGUCUACAGCCAAAGGUGGAUGAUCAAGCUGUGAAUAACCAGCAAUACAAUGAACAAUAUUAACACUAUACAAGAAAUUUGGAGCACCAUUAAAUUCUUUUGAUGUAUGCACUGUUUUCCAGUAUUCAGGUUGUUUUUUCUUCUGUAAAUCAAAUUUUCAUUCUUAUCAGUGCCUGUUAAUGAAGUUGCCAUUUUCCUUACUCAGCAAUGAAGAGGCUGAUAUUAACUUAAAAGCUACUAGUUAUACUCAGUUGGGAAAAUAAAAUAGCAUGUUAUUUUUAUUAACUGUCUGUUCAUGUUGGCUGAGAUACUUAACUGUCUGAAGACCUGGGCACCAUCUGGUUGCUAGACCACUUUAUGUGUGUCCUUGUGUAAAUACUUUUCCAUGCAGGCCUUUUGGAAAAUAGGAGAAUGUAGAAAUUGGGUAUUGAAACCUGUUAAAAUCAACACUUGUGAGUGUUGCUUAAAGUCUGGACUGCCAAAGGAUACUGUAUUCUUCACUCUGACUUCCAAAUUCACACCAUUGCUGAACACAUGGAAUGUUUAGUGAUGUCAGAGAUACACAUUGUCUUUGGUUGUUACUGUUCCAUUAAUGAAAAAAGUUGGGACCUAGUAGUAUGUAAUACAAAGAAUCAGACAAACCAAAAUAAAGUGCAUUUAGCACCACUUGAAGUAGUUUGUAGGGUAAGUUAACAGCUUGAUUUGUUUAAAUGUAAUAUUUAAAUUUGCCAAAACCAGUCAUGCUUCACAUCUUUAAAGUGCAAGUUGCUUAUCUUCAGGUCUUCAGUUUUUAAAAGGUUUUACCAAUUUUGUCUGGAUACACAGGUACAUUUGAGUAACUUUCUUUAUUACAACAUUUAAAAUGCAGUAUUGCUCAGGGAUGGUUAUUAUAGCUGUAUUUUUAUUUGUCAGGUAUAUAAUUGCUCUAGGUGUUUUAAGUUGCCUUGUAAUCUGAAUUAAAAUUACUAUUUGCUACAAGAUUUUUAAAAUUCAUUCUUCUAAACAUCUUAAUAAACUUUGUACAAAAGUGA
Messenger RNA from Agelaius phoeniceus (red-winged blackbird), 1855 nucleotides. NCBI's taxonomy places the organism in Eukaryota, Metazoa, Chordata, Aves, Passeriformes, Icteridae. The record is from RefSeq and is a predicted model, not a curated record.